Solanum tuberosum (potato) is the source of this 998-nucleotide messenger RNA. Its product is annotated as ubiquitin-conjugating enzyme E2-23 kDa-like. The transcript has 7 exons. The record is from RefSeq and is a predicted model, not a curated record. The coding region runs from base 158 to 715 and encodes 185 amino acids. NCBI's taxonomy places the organism in Eukaryota, Viridiplantae, Streptophyta, Magnoliopsida, Solanales, Solanaceae.
UGGUGGGUAGUGGGUUACCUUUUUGUUGAGCUACAGCCAUGGAGGCAAUUGAAGAAGAAGCCAAAAAGCGAAGGACAAGGAGGAAUUGUAAAAAAUUCUCAAUUUUCAGAAGAAAAAAAAGAAAAGAAAGAUUCUGAGGAUCAAUAGUUAGUUGAAAAUGUCUUCUCCAAGCAAAAGAAGAGAUAUGGAUGUUAUGAAAUUGAUGAUGAGUGAUUACACCGUGGAGACAAUUAAUGAUGGAAUCACGGAGUUCAACGUGGAAUUUCAUGGCCCAAAAGAAAGCCUUUAUGAAGGUGGAGUCUGGAAAAUAAGAGUCGAGUUGCCAGAUGCCUACCCUUACAAGUCUCCUUCCAUUGGGUUUCUCAACAAAAUAUUCCACCCUAAUGUUGAUGAGCUGUCUGGCUCUGUAUGUUUGGAUGUCAUCAAUCAGUCGUGGAGCCCUAUGUUUGAUCUCUUAAACGUAUUUGAGGUUUUCCUGCCACAGCUUUUGCUAUAUCCGAAUCCUUCGGAUCCAUUAAAUGGUGAUGCAGCCUCACUGAUGAUGAAAGACAAGAAUCAAUAUGAACAAAAAGUGAAAGAGUAUUGUGAACGGUAUGCAAAGAAGGAGAAUGUCGUUGGCACACCAAAAGAUGAGAGUGAUGAUGAGAUUAGUGAAGAGGAGUUCAGUGGACAGAGCGACAGUGACGACGAAGUUGUUGGCCAUGCUGAUCCUUGAGUGAAUAGACUAGGAUCCUAAAUGGAGAUCAUGUUUUUAGUUCAUUAUUCUCCGUACAUGUAAUAUUUGAUUCGUCAUCGCAUGUAAAUCUAGGUGCCAAAGGUAGUUUAGGGACAAUAUACAUAACCUGCAGAUGUGUGAUGAAUUUCAGUCUGUGUAGAAACUCUCCACCCUAUGGUCAAUGUAACUUACCAAUAUAUGUGUUAGAAUUCAGGUUCUUGUUUUAAACUUGUCUUCGAACCUGAUGUGUUCGUUAUCUUUAAGGUUCUUAGCGUUGAAUUCA